CUACUUACCAUCGCUAUUGCCAAUUUGUUGUUCCAAGGAGAAUCUAAAAAAGCUUUCAUGGUUGUCCAGAUCCCGCCGAGACCAUGAACACGGACGAGCGAAACUUCCGCUCCAGCUACUAUGAGAAAUGCCUGAUCAACAGCGUGGAGGAGAAGAAGUCACUGAACAAACUCCUCCAAGAUGAUGUCCGCAACCUGAACAAACUAAAGCAAUUCUGCAUGAACUACACGGUACCCAACAUACACAGGAGCUAUCUGUGGGCAUUGGUCAUGGGCAUCUUGCCGCUCCACAAGGCUUCGACGGCCUAUAUACGCGACCAGAGACGUGAGGUCUACGAGGAUCUGCUGCGAGCGGUGACGGUACUUCAAUGUGCUGCCCAGAAGGAGAAGGAGCUAGUGAUGCACACCAUGUGGCUGCUGGAGUCCAAUCGACUGUGGCACGGGACCGCCAGUCCCAGUCUCCAGGCGGACGACACCCACUUUAUCGAGAUUGUGCGGACCCUGCUACAGAUAUUCAACGACGACGUGGACACCUACUGGAUAGCCAAGGGAUUCUACAAGUACACCCGCGAGCUAAAGAAGGAGUGUGCCAAGCUUAAGGAACAAACACAGAUGCUGCUCAAGCGCGAAGACCAUCCGUUGUUCAGCCACCUGGAGGAGCUGGGAAUGUUCGAUGGCAACUCCACGCUGCUCGAGAACUGGUACAUCACUUGCUUUGCGGGCGUUAUUUGCGAGACUGUCCUGGUUAAGAUAUGGGACAAAGUGUGCGGUGGAUCUCGGAAGAUUGUCGUUUUCCUAUUUAUUGAGAUAGUGAAGGACUUAAGGUCCCUGAUUCUUAAGCAAAAGUCCCUGGCAGAGGUUAAAAGGCUGAUAGAAGGGGUAAAGGAUCUCGAUGGCGUCAUUGUCAACAAGGCCAUCAAAUCGCUGCAGAUCAACAACAGCGAAGUCGAGUACACACACUAGUUACAUUAUUCUAAUUUUUUUUAUAUUGGGCAUAUAAAGGCGAAAGAAAGCAACUAAA
Drosophila kikkawai is the source of this 1020-nucleotide messenger RNA. It is a transcript of the gene TBC1d7, whose product is annotated as TBC1 domain family member 7. Gene Ontology annotation, molecular function: GTPase activator activity. The record is from RefSeq and is a predicted model, not a curated record. NCBI's taxonomy places the organism in Eukaryota, Metazoa, Arthropoda, Insecta, Diptera, Drosophilidae. Gene Ontology annotation, biological process: activation of GTPase activity; negative regulation of TOR signaling.